UUAAGAGAAAAAUAGAGAGGAGGAAAAUAGGUUGUCAAGAUGGCCUGAUGCUGGAUUUCUAUUAUUGUUCAAUAUUUGAGUUUGAGAAGAAUACACCCAGUGAUGUUCAUAAUGCUGGUGGCUGUAUUUUAUUUUCAGUAAACAUUAAUCUGCCAAUUAUUUCCUCAAAGAAUUGCACAUUCCUAAAGAUGAUGUCUUCCAAUCACCUUUUAUUACAAGCAUUUUAAAACCCAAGGUUGUUGAAGACACAGAAAAGCAGCAAACCCUCACAUAUGAGCAAUUGGGACUAGGUUAUAUAUUAUAUUACCCAUAUAUUUUUGCUUUGUGUUCUAGACCAAGAUGUGUACUAAGCAUGGCCCUGUACUGUUGAAAAUAAACUUAUCAGCGCUAAACACUGUUUCUAAACUAUCUCAAACAUAUUUUUGGCAUUUCUGAACAGUAAUUUCCUCUAAUCAGCCAGCAGACAUAUCAAUACUGAUCUAUCUUCCAAUCUGAUGUUUUGCUCAGGCUCUAAUUAUUGAUGUUAUUGUUUUUUCUUUUCAGAUAUUUAUAGUUUGCUGCAGUGUGUUCAACACAAAGGAAAAUCAGACAAAUUGGAUUAUUAUUAAAACUAAUGUGGGGUCCUACAUUUUUUUCAGUGGCACAAACAACUGACAUAAUAUUGACAACCACACGACUGUCACUGUUGCUACAAACGCUGAGGUUCAAUGAUGCACUGAAAAGACCUUUGCCAGCUGGUGGGCAGUCUUUUUUUUAUCGAAAUAAGAAAAAAAAACAUACCUGCCUAGCACUGCCCUGAUUAAAAGUUUGGCCUGGUGUGACUCUGCUAACAACUAGCAAGGCCUUAACAUUAUGGGAUGCAGGCAUACAGUGUACUCUGCGGCCUGGUGUUUACUAACGUCAGGCGCCACUAGUGUCUCAAACACAGAAAAGUUUUAUUUAGUAAUAAAAUAACGAACAAAAAUGUUGAUCGGAGAUUUUGUUUGAGCGACUGGUCUGCAUUCUACUAUUAUUAUUUUCUAAAAAAUUCAAAUCAUUGUUGGGUACAGCUUUGCUGUUUCUCACCGCUUGUGAGCUGAACACAGAAAAUGUCUACCUACCGUAACAGAGCACCUAAAUAACCCAUCAUGAGACUGGAUCCUUGUUGAGCCCCAGACAGAGCCCCAGCAGGAAAAGCAGCUGUGAUGAAUUUAAAAAAUCCAGGAACAGAGCCCAGAGCAGACGAGAGGAGCAGACUGGACUGGCCACAGUGAGAACUUGGAGCUUGUGGACUAGCGAUGGACAGCUGGACUCUUCAGGGGGACAGCUACUCCUUCCUCCGCAGCGCGCCACGCACCUUUUCCCUGUGCCAUCGUGACGGCACGCCCAAUCACGUUGAAAUCUUUGACAUCAUCAACGUCCCUACUCAGCGCAGCGCCAUCUCCGAGACCACUUGCCUGUGUGACAUUUUUGGAGACGAUUGUGAGUCGCCCUCCCUCUCGAGCAGCCCCGCUGCAGUGGCCUUUGUCCCUUCCCAGAGGGAGGUGGACGGGGGGACAGCUGCUGCAUCACCCCUGGCGGAUGAUCUGAACGACUCCUCAGGCUCAUACCACACUGCACAGGGCUCCAGUGAAGGAGAGGAGGGUUUUGAAGAUUCAAGAGAAAGGCUUAACAGCCCCCUGUUGCAGAACACGUCUUCAGAGAGGAGGCAGCCAGAGGACGAGGGACUGAGCUCAGGGCAUCCAGACAUUUUUGAGGACAGUAGCCCAAAUUUAGAACCAAAAAGCCAAUCACCAGCACCUCACCUUAGCACAGCUAGCCCACCAUCUGAAGUCCUGAACACUGGUGAGAGGACCCCCUCUCCUGGACAAAACAGUUCCUAUACCAUCAGUCCACAGGGAAGAGCGUCAUCCUUGUCAUCUUCCUCAGUGGAAAAAAGACGUUCACCAUCAUCUUCACCUAAUCCAAGAAAAGCUCAUUCAGAAGCUGAACCGGGGAGACUCACUCCCUCUCUCAAAGACAGGCAUAGCAGGUCCUCUCAUCAAUCAUUAACUCCAAGUCCCUCCUCUGAGCCUAGGAACUGUGUCAGCUCAUCUUCCACUGAAUCAGUGAAUGUCCAAUCCUCACCUGACUGCAGAGAAGCACAAAACUCACCUGGGCUAAGGAGCAGCUACUUUAACCAACACGGCAGUCCCUCACCUGAGCCCACACCCACUCCAGAUUUUACAGAAUCAGCUUUUGAAUCUAGAUCCAUUCUUUCAUCUCCUUUACUGUCAUCCAGUAAUACAGAAUUGUCAGCCCAGUCAAGAGAAACGUUGGUUUCCCCUGAGCUGAAGAACAGGCCUUACUCCCCCAAUACUCAAGCAUCAUCUCCUUUUUCUGAGCUUAGAGGGAGGGUCUCACUUCCUGAUCUUUUCAGUAGAGGCUCCACGCCUGAUAUAGAAGAGCCUCCCUGCUCUCCUGAGCUGAUUUCAGAUCCCUCCACUGCAGGAAGAGACAGCACAGCUACUCCUGAGAACCAAAACGCAAGGUUAUCAGUUGAACCAGGCAGCGCUGUUUCUACACCUGCCCCCCGAUACACUCCCCCGUCACCUGUCAUUUCAAUAGCAACAUCUCCUGAACUUGUGGAGAGUAGUGUCUCGCCUGAAUUAAGACACGCAGCUCCCUCACCUGGCCUGCUCAGCACUGCUUCUCCCGCUACGACCGGGACAAGAACUCCCUCUCCUGGCCCCUCACCUAAAAUAAGACACAUUUCAACACCCUCUGAAAUCAGGACCCAGGUGUCUUCGCCUGUGGUAAGUUAUAGUUUAUCUCCAUCACCUGAAGUUAGGAGCAGCUGUUCUCCCAUAGAGCACAGACACACUGCUCCCUCACCUGAAAUCAGGAUUACAGCAUCCUCACCUGAGCUUCACUUUGACUCUGCCUCAUUAAGAGGCCUCACUUCAUCCCCUCAUAUCACAGGGAUUUCUUACACUGUUGUUCAACCUGAAGACAGGGACUCCCCCCCAUUUCCUGAGCUCUCCCGUCUCUCCACCCCUAAUCCUGCCAGGACACCUGUGUCCCCUGAAGCAAGGAGCUCUACCCAAAGCAGAGACAGUGUACAGAGCAGUAUAGCAGAGUCCACUGGUACACCACGAGCCUCGCCUCAUAUAUCAGGCUUCACAAGCCCCGGCUUGCAGCCUGAAAUAACUUUGUUGCAUCGACCCAUUUACCAAACACCUUCACCUCAGCCGAAGCAUCACACUCCCUCACCUGAGCCAAGAUAUCAAACCCCUUCAUCUGACAAGCAACAAAGUCCCUCACCUCAGCACCUCAGAAGUAGGGAUCCGUCACCUUUUUCCCAACCACCUGAGCAGAACUCACCAGCAACCCUCUCCACAGAGUGCCACCCUCACUACACAGAGCCCACUCCUCUGAGAAAUACACCUGAAGUUGAAAGAGAUUCCUCUUCAGUUGAUACUUCAGAAAUACAGUGUCCCACACAUUUGGCAAAAGACAACGUGUCGCCCUCAUUUGAAUUAGACAGGGGAGACAAAUCAGUUGUUGCUGAAAUCAAAAGUGGUUCACCAGUGGUUGCAGUUUGUUCCCCUGUAUUUACUUCACCUUUCUUAGCAGAGGAAAAGAUAGAGAGCUCACUGAAACAAGAAAGCCUAGAGAGAGAGGCAACACCACAGGAAGUAAACAUUCAGGAGAGCUCAAGUUUAACCUCCUUCUCUGAGGAGAAACAAGACAUUAGCCAUACCUUUUCUCAGAGGGAGGACACUUAUAAUAAUCCCCCAACGAAAAUCAAGUCUCCUUCCCCUAAUCUUCUGGUCUCUAAGGACAGGAGUCCAACCAUUUCACCUGUUAGUAAGGCUACCACCAACUCACCAGUGCAGAGACUGGAAAACCCACAGCCUCAAUUUACUACUUACUCCCUAACUUCUGAAAGCAGCAGUUCAUUAAAAUCAGCUCGUACACCUGACCUCUCGAGAAGACAACUGUCAGCCCAAGUUAGACGUGAAAACAGACAGAGGUUCACUGAGGACAUGGCCAACCAUGUACACAGAAGGAGGACUCCCUCUCCACCACUCACCAGGUUUACACCUGUGCACAUCAUAGCCCCUGAGAAGCCAUACAGACAGUGGCAGAACAGAAGCCGUAGCCCCUCUCAGGUUGUAGCCUCCUCACCAAGUGGUAAUUUAAAGAAAGCAGUGACAAAUAGGGAAAGCCCCGAUGUUGCCCCCGUUGACAAUAAUAGCCAGGCCCACUGGGUCAGACUAGGAGGGCAAUUGGAGAUGGAGAGGGAAAUGCAGCUGGAGGAGGAGAGAGAGACAGGCAGGGAGAGGCAAAGGGAUAGGGAGAUGGAGAGAGAGAGAAAGAGGGAGGAGCAGGCUCCUGAAAAGGGGGAGGGGUGGCAGGGGGACGCCAGUUACAGAGGGGAACAGGUUGAGCUGUCAUUCAGUGCCAGGAAUAGAAAAGGGCCUGCGAGUCGCAGUACAGCUCCCACAAGCAGAGAGACCCGUCAGGGACUGCCAACAGUGCAUUCCUAUUCAGAGAGCUUGCUUGCCACCAGACAGCUACAGCAACAACAGAGUCUUCUGAGACUUGCCUCUCAACAAGACGCCAGGGGUGGUGGUCCUGGCAGACGGCUUCAACCUCCUGCACACCAGAACAAGAGGAGUGCUCCUGGACGCGUGGCCACCAGCAGGCCCUGCCGGAGUUCCAGCUCCAGCAUGGGAAGUGAGCUUGAUGAGGCAGAUAAUGAGGUGAAAUGGUUUACAGACUUGGCUUUCCACAGCCUGUCAAGCCCUGAGGUAGAUUACCUUGAUAUGUACAACUCUAGUCACCGUUCAUCUACCAACAUUUCUCAACCAUCUACCCAGGAGAGCCCCGCCGGGGUCAGUGCUGCCUGGCCGGCCUACGCUGACUUCCGGGCUUCUGCUCCAAAGCUGGACAAUGAAGAGCUCUCCUUCCAGCAAUCAUCUGCAUACUACUCAGAUGGCCUAGAUCCAUCAAGGCGCUAUGAGAUGGGCAGCUUUGAGUGCGUAGAUGUGGCAGUGGAAAGAGAGGACUCCAGGAAGGUGAGAAGAGGAGUGCCAAAGAGACAGAUCCAGCUGAAGAGAAAGAAUAAUGCUGAGGGGAAGCAGGAUGAAAGUAGUGAAAAUAGUAGUCCUGGGAUACCAGUGAUGAUGGAAAGCCCCUCUCUUGAGAGUCACCCCAGAGAGACAUUUGUGAGACAACACAGUACACCAGCAGCAACGCAAGAUUGCUACCCCUCUGAGCGCAGCCCUGAUCCCAAUCAAGAAAAUGAAAGAAAAUUCAAACUCCAGAAAUCUACGUCCCUGGAUGAAACAUGCUCUAAAACCAAGAUGGCCACAUGUGUCAUCAAGAGUGUGUUGUCCAAGAAGAUGCAAAGUGAUGAUAAACAACCUGAUGAGCAGGCAGAGGAAGAAGUGAGCCCUGCUUUUGAGAAAAACAGCCCACCAAAAGAGAGUUCACUGGCACCACUGAAAGUGUCCCCAAAACCUGACACACAUAACCUGUGUUCCAGUUUUCAGUCAGAUUAUAGUCUUUCAUCUGAGGGUCUUCCUGUGAGAAGAGAACCAAGCACAAAGGAUGGGGUCAAACCACCAAAAAGCUUUGGAGUGAGAUCCGGCAACAGGCCAAGUUCAUCCAGCAGCAGCAGAAGUGUAACUUUUUCACAGACUGACAGUGAAGAGGCUGAUUCUCAGAGCAGGAAUGCAGGCUCAUUGAGAUCUGAAAUGAGGUCAGAAUUGAAAGUGCCAUUUGAUAGUAAACAGUCCAGAACUAGAGUGAAACAAGCAGAUGACAUUAAAAGCAGGGACGAAAAGGAGGAUGGUGACUCAGCAAAUGCCACUGCCGGGAACACAGGAGCUCCUUCUGCCACCGGAGCCAGCAGCACACAGGCCAGGAUGACAAACAGAGACCAGGAAUGCGAAAACACAGAGGACCAUAAACAACCGCAACAGAGUGACAAGACCGCCUACAUGUCAAAAGCCACAGAGAAAAAGAAAGCAUCUCUAAGUGUCUGUCUCACACCUGAGGCAGAAAACAAGCCUUCACCAGAUAUGUCUUUCAGAGAAAAGGAAGAAAGGGUAGAGAUCAGUGUGGAUGAGAAAAUAGAGGAAGAUGAAGGAAAUGGCACUAAUAAAGCUAAGGCCCCCAUUCACAAAGUUAGAGAUGUGAGGCGGCUCGUAAAAAAUACAUAUAAUCUGUCUUUCAAGGCAACUAGUGCUGUAAUGCCAGCAGAUGUGACUGAAGAAAGGACGGAAAUUCUUAAUGAAGAAAGGAGGGAAGAGGUCAUAGCAGAAGAGCGGGAAGUAAGGCAAGAAAUGAGGACGGAAGAGAGGAGGGAGGAAAGAGAAGAGGAGUACAGGGUGGAGAGGAAAGAGGAACAGAAAGAGGAGGUAAAGGAUUCAAAGCCACUGACCUUAUCUCCACCUCUUCAAAGCAAAGGAAAGCCUCUGUCUCGUCUGCAGCCAAUGCAAAUAGAAUACAAGGCUGUUUGUUGGAAAGAAGACAAAAAUAAACUGUUAUGCAGCAAGAAAGACCCAGAAAACCCAGGUGACAAACCCCAGGCAUCCCCAGGGCUUGUCACUGAGGUAAGCAGAGAAUCAAAGGCAAACACACAGAAUUACACAACAACAGACGCAACAAUUGCCAGGCCAUGUCAACAUGAUCUAAACAUGGCGGCAGAAACACAAGACACUGUGACAGAAAUGCAUAAAAUGCCAGACAAAGAGGGCAAACCUGUGGCAGUUAGAACAGACAGAAAACCUCCCAUGCUCGGAAGCCUUCCCAAACUGCCCAGUAAGGAGAGAGAGGUGUCCACUGCUGUAGUGUUGAUAAGGGAUGGGUCCAGCAAGACCAAGACAUCUGCAUCUCCAGCCCAGGAAGAAAGUCCCACCCCACUCCAAGUCCCAGCUGCUUCCCUUUCACCCGAACCCAGUACCCCUGGGAGUACCCCCGGCAGCAGCAGUGGCCACUCAGUUUCUAUGUUAUUGAAGGAGAAAGGCUACCAAGCUGACAUUGGAGCAGUAGUGGGCGACGGUCAGAAUGCAGCUGCAGGGAAAGGGGUGCCCUGCAAGCAUGUGAACUGCCUGGAGAUCCCCCUUCAGACCGCCGUGCCCUCAGAUGGUGGGCAUAUCGAGUCACAUAGAGAGAGGACAUUCUCCUCAUCAUCUGUCACGUCUGGCCCGUCAGCAGUGCCUGAAAACACAGACAACCAUACAAAGACCACAGAGGACGAUGGAGUUAAACCUACAAUAAAAGACACAGCAAAUCAAAAAAGUGCUCUUCCACAAGGGAGUACACUGGAACAGACACCUCUCACCAAACAGAAGGAUCUAGGUGAUUUUGAAGCAGUGAAAAGAUUAGAUCCAACUUUCCCCCCAAGGUCUCCUGCAAUAAGAAGAUUCAGACCACAGCCAAUUGAGGUUAAGUCACUAUCUAAAGACACACAGAAACAAGACAUGUCCACAAACUCCACAGGCAACAACAGGCCUCAAACCAUUGAAGUAAAAUCUAUAGCUAAGAAUUCUCAAAAGCCAGCUGUGCCUCCGAAACCAAGUUGUAAAUUUAAACCUGCAGAUUUAGGAGCAACGCCAAAUGAAGCGCAGAGACUGUCAGCGACAACAUCAACUGUAAAACCACAAGGUGAGGAGAGAUCACAGACAAUUGUGGUGUCCUCACCGACUAUCUAUAGAAAGAUCUCCAAUGAGUCCACAUUGACAUCACACUAUACAAGAAAACUAGCUGUGUCUGCAGUAUCCAGCCUCAAACCUCCACCUAGCAAAACAACAGCAACUUCUGUCUCCAGUCUCUCAAACCAGGCAACAGCAGCAUCAGAGACAGAGGAAUCUAAUGACAGAGGACAGCAGCAACAACAACCGGCUGCCUCACCUCAAAGCUCCAGAAACACACAAAGACCUACAACCUUAGCACCGACAUCAGGCACUAGCCAGAGUUUAACUUCAGCACCAGGUCUAGUUUGUGACCCAGUAGCAAACCAAGUCACUGAAGCUGCAGCCAACCAGCCAACCCAGCCAGCUGUUAUGGAUCCAGACAUCCAACCACAGUAUCCCAGGAUGGCAUACCCUCAUGAACAAGCUAUGCCAGUAACUUCAAACAAUACAAAACAACCCGCUGCUGUUCCCACAACACAAGUGCCAGGAUACUCACACCAGCCAUGCCGCAGAUCGCUGUCCAGCGAGCGCCCCCAGAGGACAGAUGACCUGCGUUUUUAUGCCUCAGAUGACCCUCCAAGCUAUGAUGAAAGAGAGAGCUUCAGUCCCCUCAUGCUCCCAGAUCUGACCCCGAGGAGGUCAAAUCGCUAUCAGCCCUCCUCCCGCCCUCCUCCCUGCUCCUGCACGGCUGGCUGCCCCUCCCACCCUGGUCUCACACCUCCUCACCAUCACCGCAGCCCCCACAACCUCACCCCACCCGCCCCAGCACACUCUCCAGGCCAGGUGCUGCCUUACCCAGUGGCUCAGCCACCUCUCCGUCCCCACCAGUGCAGACCUGACCCUCAGCCAAUGAACUACCAGCCCAGCUCUCCCAAAUCGAGUCCUCUUGGUCCAAGCCAGCCACCGGCCCUGUACCAGCCGCUCCACCAGCCUCCUCCCUGCCCUCCCCACCCCUCGCUCAUGCAGGCCUGUGCUGCUGAACGGCCAUUGCAGCCACCCCAGCAUAUUGACCCUCGACGACCCCCUGUCCACAGAUCCCCCCAGCAGCAGCCUCCAGGCAUGGCCGGGGCUCCUUACAGCGAUCCUGGCCACAGCCACUCUCCUGGCCUUCCUCCUAUGGACCCCCAGUACUUGUGUGGCCCUCAAAGCCUGGGGCCGUCCUACGGUUCUGAAUAUGGAGGUGACAGCUCCAGUUUGUACUCAGAGAGCAGCUAUGGACAGACGCCUCGCAGAGUGCUACUAGAUCCUGAGACUGGGAAGUAUUUUUAUAUCGAGGUGCCUGUCCAGCCACUGAGGAAAAUGCUGUUUGACCCAGAGACCGGUCAAUACGUGGAAGUGCUCAUCCCACAGCAAGCAAUGUCACAUUCAGGCCUGUAUCCUCCUUCAGCAGCCCCUUACCCAUCUCUCCACAACCCCAACAUGUACGCCCCUGCUCCACAGUAUAUGCCCUAUGCGGCUCCUCCUCCUCCCCCAGCCCACCCCCAGGCUCAGCCCCAGCCACCCCGCUAUCCGGAGGCUUCUGCUGCAGCCACAAUGCACCCAAGCGGGCCUGGGGUCAGCUACAGGAGUCACUCUGGUCAGGGAUCCAAGCCAGAGCCCCAGAAUCAUCCACCAAUGGACCAGAGCUACCUGGAGAGUAUGUAUUACGUCCCUACAGGGAUGAAUGCGAGCCCCAAUCCCACCCCACCAGACUAUUACCACAAACAUCCCCCCAACCUACCCCCAACAGGGGGGAAAAGGUCCUGAAAUAGAGGAUAGAGGCCGCCUUCCUGGAGCCUGUUGGGUUUUAAAUACACAGUGUAUAAAGGGGGUGUCUAAUGUUAGCCUGUAAUGUUAUUUGAGUUUUCACAUUGCAACUGAAGACCGUGAUUCUUUGGUUGUUGUUUAUUUGCUGCUGCUUAUUCUGUGCUAGGCUACUUUAACAGAAAAAUGAUAUAUGAUUCUUGAGUUAAUGGUUGUGAAAACACAAGAGAGUAAGUCUUUUCCAUGAGGUGUUCUUAAGAUUAUUACCUAAUUUCAAAAUGAUCUAUUAAAGUUUUUGUCAUUUUUGAUACAGGUUAAGAACAUCAUAUUGUAAGUUCACUAGUAAGGCACAGACAAUAUAAAUCAAUAGGUUUACUGAUUUACUGGUGUGUACUUUAAUAACAAAUAUCUCCAAAAAACUUGAAAAUACUGUUUUGAAAGAACCUCAUAUUUAUUUUAUUAUUGUUUUUCUCUAAUAUUGGAUGAGUGAGUUUAUGCACAUGAUGUCUGCAACAACAAUGCCAAUAAAAUGUGUCACAUAUGCA
Lates calcarifer (barramundi perch) is the source of this 9955-nucleotide messenger RNA. RefSeq names its product serine/arginine repetitive matrix protein 2. NCBI's taxonomy places the organism in Eukaryota, Metazoa, Chordata, Actinopteri, Centropomidae. The record is from RefSeq and is a predicted model, not a curated record. Gene Ontology annotation, cellular component: nucleoplasm. Bases 1278 to 9413 code for a protein of 2711 amino acids. The transcript has 3 exons.